This is a messenger RNA of Linum tenue, 4261 nucleotides long. The record is from the annotation of a GenBank genome assembly. NCBI's taxonomy places the organism in Eukaryota, Viridiplantae, Streptophyta, Magnoliopsida, Malpighiales, Linaceae.
CUUCACACUCUCUUUCUUCUCCAGCUCCAUUUCUUCAUUUGCUAUUUUUCUCAUUCCCUCUUCUUUUUUUUUUUUUUUCUUUCUUCGGUUUGCGCCUUUUCUCCUCUCUCUCGCCUUCUCAUCUCCGCCCCACUCCCCCCCUCCUUCAUCUCUCUCCCGUCCCUUUUCCUCUUUUUCUCAACUGCCAGCUUUUCCCUCGUCUUUGGGCUGCCUCCCCCGCUCAAAAGAAGGGUAGGGAAAACCCAAAAAAAAAAAAAAAAAACAGGGAAAGAGAUUCAUAAUUGCUCCAUCUUCGUCCCUAAUUCGGUUGCUGCUGCUUGCUGGGUUAGAUUGGAUCUGGAAGUCCCUUUCAUUUCCUCUCCAACGACAUAUAUCCAGGAUACCUGUAGCCCAGCAACCAAACUAUCAAAGUGGUGGAGGUCAAAGUUAGUCGAAGUGCGGAAACACUAUGUCUGUUUCGAUGAGAGACUUGGAUCCAGCUUUUCAAGGAGCUGGACAAAAAGCUGGUCUCGAGAUAUGGCGGAUUGAAAACUUUCAUCCGGUUGCUAUUCCAAAGGCUUCUUAUGGAAAAUUCUUCAUGGGAGAUUCCUAUAUUAUUUUGAAGACUACUGCUUUAAAAAGUGGUGCCUUGCGCCAAGAUAUACACUAUUGGCUUGGCAGAGAUACCUCACAGGACGAAGCUGGUGCUGCUGCCAUAAAAGCAGUAGAGCUUGAUGCAGCUCUUGGAGGCCGUGCAGUACAGUACCGUGAAGUCCAAGGCCAUGAAACUGAGAAGUUCUUAUCUUAUUUUAAACCAUGUAUCAUACCCCAAGAAGGUGGAACAUCAUCUGGAUUCAAACAUGUUGAGGCCGAAGAGCACCAGACACGGUUAUUUGUCUGCAAAGGAAAGCAUGUCGUACAUGUAAAGGAGGCAAGUGUUCCUUUUGCUCGCUCAUCUCUAAACCAUGAUGACAUUUUCAUUCUUGAUACCACGUCCAAAAUUUUUCAAUUUAAUGGUUCCAAUUCAUCCAUACAAGAGAGGGCUAAAGCCUUAGAAGUAGUCCAAUAUAUCAAAGACACGUAUCAUGAUGGGAAAUGUGAGGUAGCUUCCAUUGAGGAUGGAAGAUUGAUGGCUGAUGCUGAAACGGGGGAGUUCUGGGGUUUCUUUGGUGGCUUUGCUCCACUUCCACGGAAAACAGCCAGUGACGAGGAUAAAUUGCCUGCUUCUGAUGAGACCAAACUAUUUUGCAUUGGAAAAGGUCAAGCUGAGCAAGUUGAAGCAGAUACUUUUACCAGAGAGUUGCUAGACACAAACAAAUGUUUUGUUCUUGAUUGUGGAGUGGAAGUCUUUGUAUGGAUGGGAAGAAACACCAAUCUCGAUGAAAGGAAGAAUGCAAGCAAAACAGCAGAAGAGAUAGUUCACAAGGCUGAUCGACCAAAGUCCCACAUAAUCCGAGUGAUGGAGGGUUUUGAGACUGUCAUGUUCAGGUCAAAGUUUACAUCCUGGCCCAAGACGGCUGAUGUAGCUGUAGCCGAGGAUGGCAGAGGGAAAGUUGCAGCACUUCUAAAACGCCAGGGGCUAAAUGUCAAGGGCCUUGUGAAAUCCGCCCCUUCAAAGGAAGAAGAGCCACAGCCACAUAUCGACGUCACAGGAAAUUUGCAGGUCUGGAGAGUGAAUGGAGAAGACAAGGUUCUCCUUCCAGCUUCAGAUCAGUUUAAGUUCUACAGUGGGGAUUGCUACGUUUUCCAAUAUUCGUAUCCGGGAGAAGACAGAGAGGAGUAUCUUAUUGGAACAUGGCUUGGGAAGCAGAGCGUCGAGGAGGAAAGAGCUUCUGCUGUUUCACACGCAGGCAAAAUGGUCGAGUCACUGAAGUUUCUGACAGCCCAGGCUCGCAUCUAUGAAGGAGCGGAAACUAUUCAGUUCCUUUCAGUUUUUCAGUGUUUUAUUGUCUUUAAGGGUGGUCUAAGUGCUGGCUACAAGAAGCAUAUCGAGGAUAAUGAACUCACAGAUGACACAUACAGUGAGGAUGGUUCAGCAUUAUUCCGGAUUCAGGGAACUGGCCCGGAAAAUAUGCAAGCAAUACAAGUUGAACCAGUAGCAUCAUCUUUGAACUCCUCCUACUGCUAUAUAUUACACAACGGCCCAACAGUCUUUACAUGGUCUGGAAACCUUACUUCCACUGAGGACCAGGAAGUUGUUGAGAGACAACUAGAUCUGAUAAAGCCAAAUUUGCAAUCAAAGCCGCAAAAGGAAGGAUCAGAAUCUGAGCAAUUUUGGGAUCUUUUGGGUGGGAAAACUGAACAUUCUAGUCAAAAAAUUGCAAAGGAAGCUGAGACCGAUCCUCAUCUAUUCUCUUGCACAUUCUCAAAAGAAGGAAAGCUGAAGGCAACUGAGAUAUAUAACUUCAACCAGGAUGAUCUAAUGACAGAAGAUAUGUUCAUCCUUGAUUGUCACUCUGAAAUAUUUGUAUGGGUGGGGCAGCAGGUUGACUCCAAGAGCAAAACACAAGCUUUGUCUAUAGGCGAGAAAUUUGUUGAGAAUGACUUCCUGUUGGAAAAGUUAUCCCACGAAACUCCAAUUUACGUAGUCAUGGAAGGGAGUGAGCCAGCUUUCUUCACGCGCUUCUUCACAUGGGAUUCAGCAAAAUCUGCAAUGGUUGGAAACUCGUUCCAGAGGAGACUCACCAUUCUGAAAGGCGGAACGCCAAUUAUAGAUAAACCGAAAAGGAGACCAGCAUCGUCGUAUGGUGGGAGGUCAGGCGGCGCUGAGAAAUCACAACGUUCCAGAAGUGUGUCAUUCAGUCCUGAAAGAGCGCGUGCAAGGGGAAGAUCUCCAGCUUUCAAUGCUCUGGCUGCUACGUUUGAGAAUGCUAAUGCUCGGAACCUAUCUACUCCACCACCAAUGGGUCGUAAAAUUUAUCCCAAAUCUGGUAGCGCAAGUCCAGAUUCUUCGAAGCUGGCUUCCAAGUCUGCCGCCAUAGCAGCACUCACCGCAACUUUUGAACAACCAUUGCCAGCGCGAAAAAUGAUCAUGGCGAGAACAGUAAAGGUAGCAAGUCCGAAAGCAACACCCGAGUCAGAGUCCAAAGGAGAGGACUCUAUGAGCAGCAGGAUUGAAUCGUUGACAAUAAAGGAAGAUGUGAAGGAGAAUGAACAUGAGGAUGAGGAAGGGCUCCCGAUUUAUCCAUACGAGCGCCUUACAGUAAAUGCAGAAGAUCCUGUUGCCGAGAUUGAUGUGACAAAGCGUGAGACUUACCUAUCAUCUUCGGAGUUCAAGGACAAAUUCGGGAUGGGUAAGGAUGCAUUCUACAAGUUGCCGAAAUGGAAACAGAACAAGCUCAAGAUGGCACUUCAAUUGUUCUGAGCUUGCAUGCUCCAUUGCAUCUGGUUAUUUUCGGCUUUGCGUCUCCAUAGUGGAGGUUGCAGUCUGAGGACUUUGGUUGAGGAAGGGACAGCAAUCAAUGCAUUUUUAGCUGCUUCUGAUCCCCCACCCAGCAAGCUCUCUAUCUUGUUUGUCGACUGAUGGAAGGAAGUUAACGUACAAUUUCCCCCCUAUACAUAUUUUUUGGGUUAUCCGGUGGUGGGUUGAUUUGCUUCUUUAGCUCUUUCUUGAUUUAUUCGUUUUGGUAAUAUAUUUAUAUUAGGCAGGUGUUUGGUUUUCCUCUUCUUUAAAUUAUUAUUCUUUUUGGCUGUAAUGAGGUCACAACAGAUGAACAGAACCAAAGUUUACGUGCGAGCUUUCUUUCGGUUGAUUGCGGGGUUGGGGUUCUGGUUUUUUUCUUCUUUCCUAUGACCAUUUGAUUGAAGAAGAAGGAAUUGAUGUUAGCUUGAGUGAGGUAGCUAUAAAAUCAGGACAGGAGUCUUUAGUUUCACGUUUCUGGCCAAGUGUAUUAUUCCAUGUCUCAAUAUAUGGGGGAUGGAAGUGUGUUUCUCUUUUGUAUAGCAUAAUGUGAUAGAAACAGAAAAAGAAAACGCUUUUGUACUAUCUCUCUCCACUUUUCUCGGGUAUGGCAUCGGUUAAUAUUUCUGUAUGGCCUGGACUUUGAUCAAAAUAAACAUUCUAGCCAAUCUUUUCAAUUUAUAACAUCCUGGCCCGAACUAUACAUCAAAAUAAACAAUUUGGCCAGAUACGACUUUUGACCGUUAACUUGGACGGUCAAAUGCGUUGACUAAUGGUCAACGCGCCAUGUCAUUGCCAACUGAACAAAUUUCAAAUUUUUUUAAUUUACACCUAUUUCCAUUUUCUUUCUUUUAUCAUUUUGAACGAAAAAAAUAAUAAAUU